CAGAGGCGCCCGCCUGUCCCCCGCCACACCUGAGCCACCGCGAUGCUGUAGGACCGCCGCCUGGACCGUUAUCCGCCCGCGCCCGCUCGCCGCCACCAUGCCACGCUCCUUCCUGGUCAAGAAACAUUUCAAUGCCUCCAAGAAGCCGAACUACAGCGAACUGGACACACACACAGUAAUCAUUUCCCCAUAUUUGUAUGAGAGCUACCCCAUGCCUGUCAUACCAAAACCAGAGAUCCUCAGCUCAGGAGCAUACAGCCCUAUUACUGUAUGGACAUCAGCAGCUCCAUUUCACUCCCCUCUGCAGAGCGGCCUUUCUUCUCUUGCUGGAUACUCCUCAUCCUUGGGGCGAGUAAGCCCCCCGCCUCCAUCUGACACUUCAUCCAAGGACCACAGUGGUUCAGAAAGUCCCAUUAGUGAUGAAGAGGAACGACUGCAGUCUAAGCUUUCAGACCCCCAUGCCAUUGAAGCUGAAAAGUUUCAGUGCAAUUUAUGCAAUAAGACCUAUUCUACUUUCUCUGGGCUGGCCAAACAUAAGCAGCUGCAUUGUGAUGCCCAGUCUAGGAAAUCAUUCAGCUGCAAAUACUGUGACAAGGAGUAUGUAAGCCUGGGUGCUCUGAAGAUGCAUAUUCGGACCCACACGUUGCCUUGUGUCUGCAAGAUCUGUGGCAAGGCUUUCUCCAGACCCUGGCUGCUUCAAGGACACAUUAGAACACACACUGGGGAAAAGCCUUUCUCUUGCCCUCAUUGCAACAGAGCUUUUGCAGACAGGUCAAACCUGAGGGCACAUCUGCAGACCCACUCUGAUGUAAAGAAGUACCAGUGCAAAAACUGCUCCAAAACCUUCUCCAGAAUGUCACUUCUGCACAAACAUGAGGAGUCUGGCUGCUGUGUGGCACACUGAGUGGCGCAACCAAUGUUUACUCAAAGAGAAUGCAUUUCUUCACUCCAAUGCCAAAUGCCAAACGAAAGUCCAAAGCCAUUUUCUUUUGUGCUUACCAACCAAAUAUUAUGUGUAGAAACACAAAAGGGUCUCUCUCUCACACACACACACACUCACACACACCAAAGUACAGAACAGGAUCUAUAUGCUUAGACCUAAUCCAUUCUAUGUGAAGUUUAAAUUUAUAUUUACUGACAGCUAUAUUGAAAUGAUAAAAGACAAGAACUUUUCUCUUUACAAAUGAAGUGAAAAGCACAUUGCAUCUUUCAUACUAAGAAAGAAUGCAGAGAUUUACGUUGCUGCCAAACCAUUUCAACCAAAAGGAACAGUAUUGCUUCAUAAUAGAGUUGUAAUAGUGUUUCUAAGAGGGAGGAUCUGUCAGACUAUCUCAGGUGCCUUACAAAGUACUCCAAGUUUACUUUCUUACAUGCCUGAUGCCUGCCUGUCAUCGGUGAAUGAAAGCCUUUUCUGGAUUACCUACAAUGCUUUCAAAUGUAUUGUUUAAAAAUGAGAAAAAGAACAGAACACAAGAGAAUGUAUUUAAAUAUUCUUGUUUCAUUUUUGCCAUGUGUGCCUUGGAAGAGGAGGGAAGGACAAGCUUCAAACAUUCCUGGUGCGUGUCUCUUGUCUUUCUUUUAAAAAAGAAUCCUAAUGAUUUAUAAGACAAAGUAAUGAAAAUGUUCAAGAGAGCUUCUUAGACAUUCAGUAAUGUACUUAAACUUUUGAAAAUUCAUGUGGUGGAUGCAAUAAUACAGUGUCCCUCCAAGUGCCUAUUUUAAUGAAUUGUGUAGCUGAUGAAUUUAUAUACAUUUGUGUUUAUUUUUAUAUGACUGAACUCUGUAUGGAAGUGAGGUAUGGCUUAGAGCUAUGCCUAUAUGCAACCAGAAUACUUGUGAAAUCAAUGUCCUUUUUUUAAAGUAACUUUCAAGGUCUCUUUUUUACAAUAAACGUUUUUGAUUUAAAAUUGA
Molecule: messenger RNA, 1911 nt
Organism: Psammomys obesus (fat sand rat)
Lineage: Eukaryota; Metazoa; Chordata; Mammalia; Rodentia; Muridae
Gene: Snai2
Product: snail family transcriptional repressor 2
Exons: 3
Coding region: 98-904 (268 amino acids)
Biological process (GO): regulation of DNA-templated transcription
Molecular function (GO): DNA-binding transcription factor activity, RNA polymerase II-specific; RNA polymerase II cis-regulatory region sequence-specific DNA binding
Source: RefSeq, a predicted model, not a curated record